GCUCGCGGAUGCGAUCUCUCUCUUCUUAAAACGAACGAAGGGAGCUAUAAAGACAGGCGCAGCAGCCUUGUGUGCUCUCUUAUCGCCUUCGGAAUCAGCCGUGAGAAGAAGGGAGAAAACGGUCCCGCAUUCUGCGAAGAUGGCAGAUGUUGCCAAGGACUUAGCUGCUGGUACGGUUGGAGGUGCAGCACAACUGAUUGUUGGGCACCCCUUUGAUACAAUUAAGGUCAAGCUUCAAAGCCAGCCUGCGCCACUGCCUGGGCAGCCUCCCAAGUAUUCUGGUGCAAUGGAUGCAGUUAAGCAGACCAUCUCUGCAGAAGGCCCAAGAGGCUUAUAUAAGGGAAUGGGAGCUCCACUUGCAACUGUCGCAGCCUUCAAUGCUCUUCUAUUUACUGUCAGGGGCCAAAUGGAAGCAUUACUGAGGUCAGAACCUGGCACUGUCUUGACAGUGAACCAGCAGGUUAUAUGUGGUGCUGGUGCUGGUGUUGCAGUUUCUUUCCUAGCCUGUCCAACAGAGUUGAUCAAAUGCAGGCUGCAAGCUCAGAGUGCCUUAGCAAGCUCAACCACCUCUUCAGGUGCAGUAAAAUAUGGAGGACCCAUGGACGUGGCAAAGCAUGUUAUGAGAGAAGCUGGCCUUAGAGGCUUAUUCAAAGGCCUUGUCCCGACACUUUCACGAGAAGUACCUGGAAAUGCUGCAAUGUUUGGUGUCUAUGAAGCUCUUAAGCAAAAAUUUGCUGGGGGUCCUGAUACUUCAGGUCUCGGUAGGGGCCAUUUGAUUGUCGCCGGAGGGCUGGCUGGAGCAGCAUUCUGGGCAUCGGUCUAUCCAACAGAUGUUGUAAAAAGUGUCAUUCAAGUUGAUGAUUAUAGGAACCCAAAGUACUCCAGUUCCAUUGAUGCCUUCAGAAAAAUACUAGCUUCAGAGGGUGUCAAGGGCCUAUAUAGAGGCUUUGGACCAGCCAUGGCUCGUAGUGUUCCUGCCAAUGCAGCAUGUUUCUUAGCAUAUGAGAUCACCAGAUCUAGCCUUGGGUGAAUUGUUGCUUUCCUUUGUGUUCUUGGGGCAACUUUCUUUCUUCUUUUCGGGCUAGGUAACUCUGCUGCAAUGUACCAGUCCAUUUCUAGUGUCAUUCAAGAAAUCCUUAUUUGACUGUCUGAAGCAUCAGUUUACUGUUGACAUGUUUGCUUCUGAUCAUUUCUUGUACUUAAUACUGGAAGCAAAUUGAAAUUCUUUUCCUCAAACAUUUGGUUCCUGCAA
Messenger RNA from Musa acuminata subsp. malaccensis (wild Malaysian banana), 1252 nucleotides. RefSeq names its product mitochondrial carnitine/acylcarnitine carrier-like protein. Gene Ontology annotation, biological process: mitochondrial L-ornithine transmembrane transport. The record is from RefSeq and is a predicted model, not a curated record. NCBI's taxonomy places the organism in Eukaryota, Viridiplantae, Streptophyta, Magnoliopsida, Zingiberales, Musaceae. Gene Ontology annotation, molecular function: L-ornithine transmembrane transporter activity.